This is a messenger RNA of Penicillium atrosanguineum, 1797 nucleotides long. Its product is annotated as splicing factor u2af large subunit. The coding region runs from base 1 to 1797 and encodes 598 amino acids. Gene Ontology annotation, molecular function: poly-pyrimidine tract binding; pre-mRNA 3'-splice site binding. The transcript is spliced from 4 exons. Gene Ontology annotation, cellular component: nuclear speck; commitment complex; U2AF complex. Gene Ontology annotation, biological process: mRNA processing. Lineage: Eukaryota; Fungi; Ascomycota; Eurotiomycetes; Eurotiales; Aspergillaceae. The record is from RefSeq and is a predicted model, not a curated record.
AUGAACGGAGAUACCUAUUCCUCCAGAGAUUCUGGACGUUCGCGCGAUUACUAUCGCGACGAGCGACGUGAUCGUGAUAGGGGGGCUCCGGCUGAUCGAGCCGAGAGACCAGAGAGACCAGAGAGACCAGAACGAACAGAGCGACCGGAGAGAGGAGAGCGACGACGAUCUCGGUCGCCUCACUUUGGGUCUAGGGGCGGCGGUCGCCGUGAGCAGGAGACCAACUCCUACUCUUCCAGCCGUGACUACCGUGCUCGGGAGCGCGAAGACCGCUAUUCCAGCGGCCGACGUGAUGAUCGGGAAUGGGAUCGUGGUGACCGCGGCGACCGUGCAGAGCGUCCAGAGCGUCCAGAGCGUCCAGAGCGUCCAGAGCGGCCAGAGCGUGCAGAGCGUCCAGAGCGUGCGGAGCGUGGAGACCGUGGAGAUCGUGGAGACCGCCGACGUCGUGACUUCGAUGACAGACCUCGACGCGGUGACUUGUUCGAAGACCGACCCCGACGUGGCGGCCGCGAGGAUCGGCCUGAUCGCGGAGAUCGCGGUGAUCGUGGAGAAAGAAGAGAACGGAAGAGAAGCGCUUCACCCCCGAGGCGCAAGGAGCCCACACCAGACUUGACGGACGUUCCCUCGAUCUUGGAGCGCAAGCGUCGCCUGACACAAUGGGAUAUCAAGCCUCCGGGAUAUGAGAAUGUUACUGCCGAACAGGCUAAGCUCUCAGGCAUGUUCCCUCUGCCUGGAGCUCCUCGCCAGCAGCCAAUGGACCCCAGCCGUCUGCAGGCCUUCAUGAACCAGCCCGGUGGAUCAGCUGAAAGCACAGCGCUCAAGCCAUCCAACUCCCGUCAAUCCAAGCGUCUUUUCGUGUACAAUAUUCCCGCCACUGCGACUGGAGAAAGCGUCAUGUCUUUCUUCAACCUGCAGCUCAACGGCUUGAACGUCAUUCACAGUGUCGACCCGUGCAUCUCCGCCCAGAUUGCCGACGACCAGUCAUUUGCACUCUUGGAAUUCAAGUCACCCAACGACGCAACUGUUGCACUUGCCUUUGAUGGAAUUACUAUGGCAGAGAGUGGGGAUAAGGGUCUUGAGGUCCGACGGCCCAAGGACUACAUUGUGCCGGGAACCGCAGAACAAGAGUCCCAGGAAGGCGCGCUCUUGAAUGAGGUGCCUGAUUCCCCUAACAAGAUCUGUGUUUCCAACAUUCCAGCCUAUAUUCCAGAAGAGCCCGUCACAAUGCUGCUCAAGUCGUUUGGCGAACUUAAAUCAUUUGUCCUCGUCAAGGACGCUUCUACCGAGGAGUCACGAGGCAUCGCCUUCUGCGAGUACGUCGACCCCGCGGCUACUCCCAUUGCCGUGGAGGGCCUGAACGGUAUGGAAUUGGGUGACCGUCACCUGAAGGUCUCCCGCGCCAGUAUUGGCACCACCCAGGCGACCGGCUUGGACAUGGGCGUCAACGCCAUGUCUAUGUUCGCCAAAACCACAUCCCAGGAUAUGGAGACUGGCCGUGUUUUGCAGCUCCUGAACAUGGUCACCGUGGAUGAACUACUCGACAACGAAGAUUACGAGGAAAUUAUGGAAGACAUUCAUGAGGAGUGCUCAAAGUUCGGAAAGAUCCUGGGCCUCAAGAUUCCUCGCCCCGGCAGCGGAGGUCGCCAACAAUCUGGUGUUGGCAAGAUUUAUAUCAAGUUCGACACUGAGCAAUCCGCUACCAAUGCUCUGAAAGCGCUGGCCGGCCGCAAGUUCUCCGACCGUACCGUCGUGGUGUCGUACUUUGGCGAGGAGAACUUUGAUGUAGAUGCUUGGUAA